AUGGCGAAGUCACUUAUCGAGUGGCUUGGCAAGUUUGUCGAGGCGGAACUCGAAGCAGUCUUAGCAUGGGACACAGCGUAUAGACGCGACCCACACGUGAAGCGAGAAGCGUCACGUUUUGACGAUGACGGCAGCAAUUUUCGAAGCAUUAUCGAAUCACCACCUUUAACAAGCGAGCAUAAGUUGCAGCUUCUACAGGUGCUGUCAUUGCGUAAUCCAGUCUCUGUACUGCUCUCCGACGGUCAUCACAGUGUGAAAGCUCUGCUCUCACAAGAAGCACGAGAUGCCCUUCAAGCUGAAUUGGGAGACAACCUUGAUCUGGAGAUGACAGGUGAUGUCUUCUCUCCCACUACAGUGACGGUGGUUAGCACACCGUUCGGCGCUGUUGAUGGACACCUGCAGUUGUACAUUGAGGGGGUUCAGUACCACUACCAUUUGAGGCGGACUUGGGGUUCUCCUAAGCCAAUACAUGAGCAUCAGCCUUUGGCUCAUCUGCUAAAGCGUAUCAAGGACAUCCGCGCGAUUCAAUUCGCUGAUCAGUUCGAUGAUGACGACGACGUGGAUUGCGAGCGUCCAUCUCAAGCAGCACAUACGCAAGCGAGUGUGACACCAACCUUGAACCAAAGAAUCGCGACGCAAGCACACAUUCGCAGGAAGCCUACAGGUCCCAGCCUAGUUGACGACGGACUUGAAAUUGAGAAGGGUGAUAACCUGGCGAUGCCGGUGGUGGCACCAAUACAAUCGCGCGGAGUGAAACGAAAGCAAGCCACUGUCUCCACAACCAAUGGAGCGCAGCUGCUGAAUCUACUCGGUCGCAAAGAUGGCCACGCGGAAAAGGCUCGGAUCGUUGUUGCUCCCGAAGCGCCACCCUCUGCUCAACCUGUGACCAAUAUUGCAACACCAGCAGCACAAGAAACCAGUUCUUCAGGGGUCGAAGUCCCGAAUCCGCACACGUCUCCUGUCCAAGAUGCUCGACGCACUACCGGCGGCUCUUCGAAAGCCUCCAGUCAGACCCGGAUUCUAUACGGACGAAGGCCAAUCCCUCCAAAUCAGCACCGCUUGCUCGAUCGCAAGGAGUCGUGGUUUCCUGCUCUGCCUGGCUGGACUCACCCACAUCCAAACGUACCAAUAGACCUGCUUAAUGUAUGGAGUGCCCGGAUGACUUCGAGGAGCAAGGAGGCAAGACAGUCAACGCAAGCUGGGGCACACGUGCCAGCAUCAACUCCGUCUAGGCCAGCUACACAAGUGACCAACGUUGACGACUCAUCUAUGGAUACAUCGAGUGAUGAGGAGCUACCUGAAUCUCAAUGGCCAGCCUCUCAGACAACAACGAAGCGCAACGUCUUGCCACCUGACAGCACGAUUGGGAGUCGACCUUCGGCGCAAUCUGCUAUGGGAACGCCUAGGAAGCUUCCAUACCGGUCGCCUGACGAGCCGCAUCCCGCCAGUGCGAAGCCAACACCAACGAAACGUUCGAUAGAACGCGACCCAGCCAGCCAGCGCUCGUCGCAGCAGACUCCUAUGAGGCAUGCUUUGCCAGUGAAACCGCCGCCUGCUUUGGACAGUACUGCACUCGCUACUGUGGAAAGUACACAAUAUCCUUCGAGCAGCGAAGUAGAUUUGGAGCCUGUUGUGACUAGCCCGGCGUCGGCUUUGAGCUGUGCUCCAGCACCUGCCGUGCAAGGUACACAAUAUCCUUCCAGCAGCGAAGUAGACAUGGAGCCUUCUGUGCCGAGAGCACUGGACGACCCAACAUCACGACACCGUCAAGAGCGAUCCAAAUUCAUGAAGCAGGCCCAGCGACAGACGUGGGUCGAGCAAAAUUGCAAAUCCUCCCAGGCGAAUGUCCCGUAUAUUAAUGAUUUGAUCAAGGCAUACAACUCCGUCUUUACAAACGACGACAUCUCCAGAACAGAUAUGAGGACGAUUCUGGAAGCCGUGUUUCCCAAGCUUGGGACCGAGGGCUAUCUUAGCGUACGCAUCAAGCCUAAGAUAUCCCCCAAUCCACGGCCGGCCGGACAACAGCUCACUCGGCCAGGACGUGGCUUGUUCAGACAACAGUACGACGGUGCUGCUGACAACGCUGACGAUGCUGUAUCUGCAUCUAUGUCGGGCUCGACGAAACGACUACAGCGUGGCCAAACGGGAGAUGAUGGUGACGAGCGAUCGCCGUCGAGUCAACCAGGCUCAUUGGGUCGGCCACGCCACAUCGGCAGCGUUCAUUCACCAGCGCAUUUGUCUGGCUCAUCAUACAGACCUCGAUAUGGCGACGGUACCGACAACAGCGAUGAUCAGUCACGGUCCUAUGAACGAGAACAUAACAAAGUGCGCAUGUCACCAACCAAGAGCGCAGAUGACGCUGACGACGCUGUGACAGGUGCGCCGGCCGAAGUGGAGCCGACGGUGGCGACUGGAAGGAGAUCAGCGAUGACCAAGACCAUCGGAUCGGAAGUUAUCAAGGCUGAAGGCUCUGACGUUUACGAUGAAGACGAGUUUACGAACGAUGAGAUGAUGAGGAAUGGUGUCAAGCACCAAAGAGCGAAGCCUUCUUCGACUGCGCAUCCUGCAGGUGGUCGCAAGAUGGUGACGGAGGGCAGUGUGAGAUCGACGCCAGCACCUCGUGGACACGGCAGAGGCGAAGGCGAGCGCUCAUCACACGAGCACACCGAUGGGAUCCAAGAGGUGGCGAGAACGCCGUUCCAGGAAUUCAUGCUAGCGUACAAUAGUGUGAGGCCGGGCGGUGUUUUCGCCGUACGAAAGCAGAAGCAGCAUAGAGCGCGGAAGGAUUUGGGUAGGGUGGAUGUGCUUGCUUGGAAACUCUGA
Messenger RNA from Recurvomyces mirabilis, 2823 nucleotides. RefSeq lists its product as uncharacterized. NCBI's taxonomy places the organism in Eukaryota, Fungi, Ascomycota, Dothideomycetes, Mycosphaerellales, Teratosphaeriaceae. Bases 1 to 2823 code for a protein of 940 amino acids. The transcript is spliced from 2 exons. The record is from RefSeq and is a predicted model, not a curated record.